UAUGAAACAAUGCCGUUUUGGGCCGGUUAAUUCCAUUUGUCUACAGUGAAUCUGCGGAGGUCUUCUUGACUCUGACAUGAUUUAAUAUCUGGAAUUUACUUAACUACAUUUAUAACAAUUCCGAAUAGUUUAAAAGGCAACUUGAGCAUCAUGGCGGUAAACUCCAUCCACUGGUUUCGUAAAGGACUACGUCUCCAUGACAACCCCGCACUGCUGGAGGCAGUGAAGGGGGCGGACACCCUGCGCUGCGUCUACUUCCUGGACCCUUGGUUCGCUGGGGCGUCAAACCUGGGCGUCAACAGAUGGAGGUUUCUGCUGCAGUCUUUGGAGGAUUUGGACUGUAGUCUUCGUAAACUCAACUCCCGUCUGUUUGUCAUCCGCGGUCAACCAGCUAAUAUCUUCCCUCGGCUAUUUAAGGAGUGGAAUGUGUCUCGACUGACGUUUGAGUGUGACUCAGAGCCGUUCGGGAAGGAACGAGAUGCAGCAAUAAAGAAACUGGCAUCUGAAGCGGGAGUAGAGGUCAACGUCAAGAUCUCACACACGCUCUACGAUCUCGACAAGAUAAUAGAGUUGAAUGGUGGUCAGACUCCACUCACGUACAAGCGUUUCCAAACUCUAGUGAGCACCAUGAGUCCUCCAGAACCUCCAGUAGAACCUCUGACCAAAGAACUCAUGAAGAACUGUGUCACACCUGUCAGUGAAAACCACAGAGAGAGAUACGGAGUGCCCUUACUGGAGGAACUGGGGUUUGACACUGAGGGUUUGGCUCCUGCCGUGUGGCCUGGAGGAGAAUCAGAAGCUCUGACUCGCAUGGACCGACACCUCGGGCCCGAAUCUGCUGCGGUGUGGCAGGAGAACUUUGAGCGACCAAAGAUGAACUCCAGUCCUCUGUUGGCAAGUCCGUUGGGUUUGAGUCCAUACCUGCGAUUUGGCUGUCUGUCCUGUCGCAUGUACUACUACAAACUCACCGAACUCUACAAGAAGGUGAAGAAGAAUGAAAACCCGUCCAUCUCGCUCUACGAUAAGAUCUUAUGGAGGGAGUUUUUCUAUACGGCGGCCACUAAUAACCCGCGCUUCGACCGGAUGGAGGGAAACCCCUUCUGCAUCCGCAUCCCGUGGGAUAAGAACGCAGAGGCGCUGGCCAAGUGGGCGGAGGCUAAAACGGGUUUCCCUUGGAUCGACGCGAUCAUGACACAACUGCGUCAGGAGGGCUGGAUUCAUCAUCUGGCGCGUCACGCGGUGGCGUGUUUCCUGACGCGAGGAGAUCUGUGGAUCAGCUGGGAGGAGGGCAUGAAGGUGUUUGAAGAGCUGUUAUUGGACGCAGACUGGAGCGUAAACGCGGGCAGCUGGCUCUGCCACUCCUGCAGCUCCUUCUUCCAGCAGUUUUUCCACUGUUACUGUCCCGUCGGGUUUGGACGCAGAAUCGACCCCAACGGAGACUUCAUCAGGCGUUAUUUACCUGUCCUCCGGGAUUUUCCAGCAAAGUUCAUCUAUGACCCCUGGAACGCUCCCGAGGACGUGCAGAUCGCUGCCAAGUGUGUGAUCGGAGUGGAUUACCCCAAACCCAUGGUGAACCACGCCGCGGCGAGUCGACUGAACAUCGAGAGGAUGCGACAGAUCUACCAACAGCUGUCCAGAUACAGAGGACUCAGUCUGCUCGCCACUGUGCCGUCCAACCACAUGGAGGAGAUGGACGUGAAUGAAACGAGAGGAGCAGCAGCGCCCCCUACACGCCGAAGGACACACAGGGUUGGAAGAGAGCAGAGGGGCGGUCACGAGCAGCCCGGACUGAGCGGAGCGAAACACCAACACGCUCUCGGCCACCGUACGUUGCCGUACACCACGCAAAGUAACCAGACAGGCCACGCCCACGCGUUCGCCGUCCCACAGCAACCGGGACGUCUGACUUGGCCGGCUUGGGGCGGGACGGGAAAGAGAGAAAGGGAGGCGGAGCAUGACUGUUGCCAUGGUGACAAUGGCCCCACCUCUACUCUAAAAGUGCAGCGGCAAGAUGAUGAGAAGAGGCGGGAAGUCCAGGAGGGCGUGUCCUUCUCUUCAAGAGCUCCACCUACUGAUGGAUUUGCAUAAUGUAUUAUAAACGUCCUUAUUGUGUCUACCACAGUGUCAAAAAAAUGAUUGAAAGUUUUAUCCAGUCAGAUUGUGGCAUAAACGCAAUAUUAUAAUUUUUACGACAACUGAAUAUUGCUCACUAAAUGAUCCCAAAUAUUGAUUUUAAAAAUCAAAUGAGAGAGAGAGUUGAUAUCUGUUAUGUAAAUACUAUCCUCACGAGGUUAAGAUCAAACCUAAGGCCCUUUCACACCAAACGCAAAUUGAAAAAGCAAAGCGAAUCACAGACGAAUGAACAUUUAAUUAAUAAUGAAAACUUAAAUUGGAAUUGGUUGUAAAACAUAUUGCUCUAACUCUCAUUGUUUCUAUUUAAAAUCUUGUUUGCACAAUGUUCACAUUUGGCGUGAAAGGGCCUUUAUAUAUUCUUAUAGUCAUUUUAAACUCAGUGUCAUAAACAGCCGAAGAAGAACACACAUUAAUUUAUUCGACGACUACGCCACAUUAAACCGAUUCCAAACUCACUCAGUAUUGCUGAUUGUAAAAAACUGUUUACUCGCCGCUGCUCCAUCGCAUCUCACGAACAUGCUUUGAGCAGGUGUACGUACCGGCAUCUGUUUCCAUAGUGAUGAUGCUUUGUUGCUAGGCUGUUGUCGUCUGGGUCCAAACAGUCUCAUUAAGUUAUUGGUGCUGUAGACUAACGGUGUUAUCUUCUCUAUAACUGACAUUGUAAAAUAGUUGUUUUUGCUUUGAAAUGUUCACGGAAGUUCUGUCGUGUUUUUUGAGCAUUUGCACUGUAAAACUGCACGGCGUGUAGAAUCGGCUCUUUUGCGUCAUGUCACACGUCUCCCAUCGGUCUCUGCACACGGUUUCAUUGUGUAGUCCAGCAUUUUGUAUAUGACAGUUGUGUCUUAUGAAGCUGUACAUUUUUGCCGCUUGGUUUGUCAUUUUUCUACAAAGUAUUCGUAGUCCUUUUGAAUUUUAAAACGAAAUGUGAUGUAUAUCGUACCAGCAUUUGUGUUUCCUAGUCUGUGUGCUUUUCAUCAUUUGACAAAUAAAACUAUUUAAAUACACAAACUGUGUCUUAAUAUUUAAAAACAAAGACUUCUGAUCAUUCUGCUUUCUGAAAGAUUUUCAUCCUUAAAAGCUUUAGAUGCUAUAGCUGUCUGGCGUCUUUUACACCUAAGCACAUGUUUUUAGUUAAUUGUAAAGUUGUCGCAUACCAAAUUACAUAUUUAACCCUUGUGCGACCUUCGGGUCAUUUGUGUCUUUUUCAUUUUUGUUUUUUCGAUCAUUUUGGCUGUGUUAAUGCCAACGGCAUAAAUUUUGCCAAAGGUGUGAAUUUUUGGGGUAAUUUUGAUAUUUCAACCUCAGUUCCUAUAAUACAUCUAUAAUACACUGUGUACACAAAAUAGUUACACUCAGGACCUUCAGGACAAAAAUGUCCCCAUUGAAACCCAUUAAAACUGCAAUAUUUGAUCCCAGUGCCAUUAAAGCAUAAAAUCAUGAAUUCUAUGAUAUUAUACUUUCAUUUCAGAGCCCUGGCUUCAAAAUUUACAUUUUUUAUAUUUUCCACCAGAUGGCGCCAUUUUUCUCAUGUUUAGCCUAUGGAGCAAAUACAAGCUUUUCCCCUAUUUUCUGUUUUCUGUAUUAUAGAGCACUGCAGGACAACUGAAUAAAUGAUGCAGAUAAAAUAGUGUGUGUGUGUGUGUUGGUAUGGAUGUCAGAGUGUGUGUGUGUGUGUGUGUUGGUAUGGAUGUCAGAGUGUGUGUGCGCGUGUGUUGGUAUGGAUGUCAGAGUGUGUUUUGUAUGCAUGUAUGUCUGUGUGUGUGUGUAAAAAAACAACAGUGGCAUUAUGUAAACAAACUGGCAUUUAAAGGUUAAAAUCCUGAAAAUGAAUUAAUAUUUGGUAUUUAUGAUCAGGACUGAUGUUGCUUAAAAAAAAGUAACUCACUGAAAGUGGAAAAUAAUAUUAAUAUAUAAUAUUAUGACAGUUUUUUGACGUGGAUAUUUUUGUCCUUUAAGGUCCUCCGAGUAACUAAUUUAAAUUGACGCACAAAGGUUAAACACCGAAUGUUCAAAUUAAACAUUGCUCUUUGCGUUAAGUUUGUUUACAGUUAGCAAGUCUUGUGUAGCCAGACUUUUGACUAUCUGCGUAAAGUCGGUUAACAUUGCUUAUUAAUAGACCAGCAUGGAAAACAAAUCUAAACAGGGACGAUUAUUUGUUGUUGAGAUUUUCAAAUAAGAUUAAUGGAUACAAGAACAAAAAGCAUUGAAAUAGUCAACGAAAACUACAUUUAGCACCAGAAUUUGCCUCAUAAAUGAACGCACAAAACGUGUUCAAGAGGUCCAUGUCUCUGGAAAGGUUUUAACCAUUGAAAACACUUCCUCGAACAUCUUUCACAUGUCUUUAUUAUAUUCAAAUAUUAAAAAUUGUACUUUAUAAACAGUCUGACUGGUAACACAUAAGAUAUAAGAUGAAAUAUGGGAACAGCUACAAUAAAGAAAUCAUUCAGGGGUACACAAAAUAAGGCACAUCUGUGUUUUGAGGGUCACAAUUAUUAAAUGAGUCUUUGGUUGUAGAAACGGAAAUAAAACAGCAUCCAAAGUUUUCCAGUUAUUAUCAUCGAGCCAAUUUAUGAUUUUGGCAUUAACGUUCUGACAAAAAAAACCAAUAUGCAUUAAAUUGACUAAACUUCCCUUUGUAGAAAUGUCUCGGAUGUUGAUCUGUGAAAAAUUAAAAAUAUCCAUCACCUUUACAUGCAUUUGACCAGCGGUUUUGGUGUCCAACAGUGAGUUCUGAAAUUGAAAACAGUACAAAAAAAACAAAACACAAGAACAGACCUGAAAAAAAGCUCGAAGAGAACUCAAACGGACACACAGAAUGCAAAUACUGCACAGCAAACAAGCAUCAAACGAGUGUUCUGGCUCAAAGGUGACAACCUCGCCAACAUGACAUCAUA
Messenger RNA from Myxocyprinus asiaticus (Chinese sucker), 5027 nucleotides. RefSeq names its product cryptochrome-1-like. NCBI's taxonomy places the organism in Eukaryota, Metazoa, Chordata, Actinopteri, Cypriniformes, Catostomidae. Gene Ontology annotation, biological process: negative regulation of DNA-templated transcription; circadian regulation of gene expression; entrainment of circadian clock by photoperiod. The record is from RefSeq and is a predicted model, not a curated record. Gene Ontology annotation, molecular function: DNA binding; FAD binding. Gene Ontology annotation, cellular component: cytoplasm; nucleus. The transcript is spliced from 15 exons. Bases 151 to 2088 code for a protein of 645 amino acids.